This is a messenger RNA of Poecilia latipinna (sailfin molly), 1776 nucleotides long. RefSeq lists its product as uncharacterized. The record is from RefSeq and is a predicted model, not a curated record. Lineage: Eukaryota; Metazoa; Chordata; Actinopteri; Cyprinodontiformes; Poeciliidae. Bases 121 to 1776 code for a protein of 551 amino acids. The transcript is spliced from 5 exons. Gene Ontology annotation, molecular function: GTP binding.
UCCUUCAGAGCACUCAGGCUCUGAGGUGCAGACAAACUCAGUCUAACAGCCGAACACAAAGUUUUCAAGACGGACAUUUUGAUUGAGGGAAGAGCAGAGGCUAAAAAUAUAUAGGUGAAGAUGGUGAUGCACACUGACAAACAGAGUACCUACCACUCCACUGACAAUAUGGCCGACUACUGUGUCCACAACAAAGCAUGGAUAAAAAUAUCGGGCCCUGCAGCUGCGCCGCUUCGGGACGUUUUCUUUGGAUCGAAUGUCGUGGUUCAACCAGAACUCAAGGCUACAGGAAGACAAGAAAAAGAAGCCAAAGCUCUCCAGAAAGAAAUACCUGACAGGAGACAGACUGCAGAAGAACACUCUGUACAUGUAGGUGUUUAUAAUCCAACAGGGUCAGCGCCACAAGAACAACAAGCAGAGAGAGUGCAACCAAAGAGAGCAUCAAAGGUCAUCAUCAAAGGAACAGAUGGAGUUCAGAAGUGCAUCAAAGUGCUGAGAGCCUACAGGAUCGUCCUGUUGGGAGAAACCGGGGCUGGGAAAAGCACCCUUGGAAACUCCAUCUUAGGAGAGGAAGUGUUCAAACCUGGCAGGACGACUGACUAUCAAAUUCAGUCCAAAUCUGCCCACGAAAGAAGAAUCACUGUGUUGGACACUCCUGGUUUCGCUCAUUUUGACCAACCUGAGGCGGAGCUGAAGGAUGAGAUGGCGAGGUGUACUGCAAGGUGCACUCCUGGUCCCCAUGUUCUUCUGAUUGUGCUGAACGUAGAGGAAUCCUCAAAGCAACAGUCGGCUGCAAUCGACAAAAUCUGCCAGUGUCUUCCAGAGGAAGCAUUCAAAUAUGCUGCAGUUGUUUUUACUCAUGGCCCAAAUAGGAUGACAAUUGAAAAGUAUAUCAAUGAGAAUCAACGUCUCAAGGAUUUGGUAAUGAAGUGUGGUGGCCGAUAUCAUGUAGUUGAUUGUAAGUACAGCCCAAGGGGUGACGAAAACGACUCUCAGGUGUCACAGCUGAUGAGCAUGAUAGAUAAGAUAGUGGUAGAAAACAAAGGAGGGUGUUUCACUAACGAAAUCAUCCAGGCAGAUCAGAGAGACAAAAAUAACACAAAAUCAAGUAACCCAAAACAAUCAAACAAUGACAACAGAGGUAAUGCCAACAACAACUUGUGGAUUAGCUUCUCAGGCCCUGAGGGGAACUUGGUGGCAGAAGCUUUGUUUGGGUCAGAUGUUGCAGUUUGGCAAACAACACAAACAUCCACCGAGGCCGGAGAAUGUACUACUAGUAAACGGGGAGAAAAUAAAGUACCAUGUUCUGAACCAAAACAGAGAGAUGAAGAAAAGUACAAGAGUGAACCUCAAAAAAACUCCAUUUCAAUGGAGGAGGAAGAGGCAGUUGAGCACGAAAAAGAAGCUAAUCCAGAGUUUGAUACAGAAACAAACGAGGCAUCAAAUAUGUCGGACAGGAGGACGGAAACAGCAGGGGCAGGAGCUGCAGGUUUAACUGGGCCGGCAACGGGAGGUUUAGGGGCAGUUGGGGCAGGUCUUAUCGGGCUGGCAGUGGCAGGUUUAGGGGCAGGUCUUACAGGGCUGGCAGUGGGAGGUUCAGGGGCAGUUGGGGCAGGUCUUACCGGGGUGGCAGCGGAAGGUUCAGGGGCAGUUGGGGCAGGUCUUACCGAGGUGGCAGAGGGAGGUUCAGGGGCAGUUGGGGCAGGUCUUACCGAGGUGGCAGAGGGAGAGUACCAAUGGCUGGAGCCAUUUUCCUAUCAAGUGGGAUAUUGGUGA